AUGCCUUCUGCUACCUCUCCGCCCUUACCAGAAGCGGCUACCACACACCCUGAUAUACCUGCAUUUCCCUCGGCAUCAGUAUUCACCUUCAUUCCGGAUAUCUUCAGUCUCCUCUCACGUCUUCAGAAGUCACAGCAAGCUCGUCAACAUCCCAAUGGGGUAUCCACAUCUCCUCUCGCAGCCGCGCCAACCACUUCACCGGCGUUGACUACGACGACUUCGAACGAAGCCUCACAGCCGCUAGAGCUGAAAGACCUACCCGCCGCACUCUAUCCUCUCAAGCAGAGAAUUCAGAAGGCACGAGAGGCAGUCACAGUCGGCAUGGUUGACGUGGAUCGGUCUAUCGAUGAGCAAGAGAGGGAAAUCCGAGAGUUGGAGGUACGGUGUACUCUUCUGAAGGGAAGGCUGACGUUGGAAGCAGAGCUUGCUCGUCUGGCUGAGUUCAUUGCCGGUCAAGAUCUCGAGCUCGACUUCAACUUCAACUUCCCCAUGACUGGUGACGAUGCCCGUCCCGACUGUCGUCCAUCCCUCGAAGCUGUCACUGCAGACCAGCAGCAAGCCUACGAAGCUACUCCAUUUCCGCUCCACUUUCAUCCCGAUGUUCAACCUCCUGUUCUUGGCUUCGAUCCCAACACCAUCCAAUACAACUUCGAGCCCUUCGAUUGA
This is a messenger RNA of Cyphellophora attinorum, 666 nucleotides long. RefSeq lists its product as uncharacterized. Gene Ontology annotation, cellular component: mediator complex. Gene Ontology annotation, molecular function: transcription coregulator activity. Gene Ontology annotation, biological process: regulation of transcription by RNA polymerase II. NCBI's taxonomy places the organism in Eukaryota, Fungi, Ascomycota, Eurotiomycetes, Chaetothyriales, Cyphellophoraceae. Bases 1 to 666 code for a protein of 221 amino acids. The record is from RefSeq and is a predicted model, not a curated record. The transcript has 2 exons.